GAGCGGGCAAGUGAGGGCUGAAGGCACUCAGAAUGGAUGGGCAAAGAGAAACCGUGCGAGCGACAGAGGCAGAGUGAGCGAGUGUGUAUUCUCAGAGUCAGCGGCGAAGACACAGAAAGUCUACAAGCUCACACCACAAAGAGAGCGCGCAAAGGCAGAGCUGACAACCGGCUACACUCAAGAGUGACACACAGAGGGAAAAGACACAGAGAGACAGGAGAGGGAGAGAGAAGAAGAAGGACCAGAAGAAGAGGAGGACAGAAGACAGACAACCAGCUUUCCUCUGGUUUUGCCCCUCUCCACUCCGCAGUCAUGAUCCUCUGGGUCCUUCUGCUGCUCCCGUGGAUCUCCGGACAUGGGACAGAGGCCAUGUUUUCCCAGCAGCCACAGGACCUGGUGGUGGUGGCAGGCCAACCUGUGACAUUACCGUGCAGUAUCCCUGGCUAUCACGGCGUCGUCCUGUGGAUCAAAAACGGCUUGGCGCUGGGUGUGGGCAGAGACCUCUCUGGCUACCCUCGUUACACAGUGAUUGGCGACCAUGGUUCAGGGGAGCAUCAUUUGCGAAUCCAGCGUGUUGAACUGACGGAUGAUGCAGUGUUUGAGUGCCAGGCAGUUCAGGCUGCCAUGAGGUCCCGUCCUGCCCGCCUCACUGUUCUGGUUCCUCCAGAAGACCCAGUCAUCAGCGGAGGGCCAGUUGUAAGCCUAAGGGCCGGUGACCCACUCAAUCUGACCUGCCAUGCUGACAAUGCCAAACCUGCGGCCUCAAUUAUCUGGAUCCGCAAUGGAGAGGUCCUUAAUGGGGCCAUGUACUCCAAGACCUUGCUCCGGGAUGGCAAGAGGGAAAGCACCGUAAGCACACUCUACCUAUCGCCUUCCAACAUUGAGACAGGUCAGCAGAUCAUCUGUAAAGCCUCCAACAAGGCAGUCCCCAACGGCAAGGAGACCAGUGUCACAAUUGACAUUCAGCAUCUCCCACUUGUAAAUCUCUCGGUGGAGCCUCAGCCUGUUCUGGAGGGCAACCUCGUAAAAUUCCACUGCUCCGCAAAGGCCAACCCUCCUGUCACACACUACAGGUGGGCCAAAGGGGGAAGUAUAAUUAAGGAGGUCUCUGGGGACACAUACGAGGUCAUCGUGGAUCACUCCUUCUUUACAGAGCCUGUGUCAUGCGAGGUUACCAACCCUCUCGGCAGCACCAACAUCAGCCGCAAUGUUGAUGUCUACUUUGGCCCUCGCAUGGCUGCAGAGCCUCAGUCCUUGCAGGUUGACCUUGGAUCUGAUGCUGUGUUCAACUGUGCCUGGACAGGAAAUCCCUCUCUUACCAUCGUGUGGAUGAAAAGAGGCUCUGGGGUGGUUCUUAGCAACGAGAACCUCCUGACACUGAAAUCCGUGAGACAGGAGGACGCUGGGAAAUACGUUUGCCGUGCCGUCGUGCCACGUGUUGGAGCAGGGGAGAAGGAGGUUUCUCUUACUGUCAAUGGGCCGCCUACUAUCUCAAGCACACAGACUCAGCAAGCUUUACAUGGAGAGAAAGGACAAAUCAAAUGUUUCAUCCGAAGUACACCUCCGCCGGACCGCAUUGCCUGGUCUUGGAAGGAAACGGUGUUAGAGUCUGGAACGUCCGGCCGCUACACCGUAGAAACUGUGAACACAGAGGAGGGCGUCAUCUCCACGCUGACCAUGAGCAACAUUGUCCCGGCAGACUUUCAGACUAUCUACAACUGCACAGCGUGGAACAGCUUUGGCUCUGACACCGAGAUCAUACGCCUUAAGGAACAAGGUGGGAGCCAAGAAUCUCUCCCAGUGGCGGUGAUCAUCGGCAUUGCCGUGGGAGCUUUCGUGGCCGUCAUUGUCCUCAUGGGCACCAUCGGAGCGUUCUGCUGCACCCGCUCCCAGAGAAAGGAAGCGCACCUGGUUAUGCCCUCACUGCCCGUCUCCAUCUGUGCUCACCAGAGAGAACUUGCAAGCAAAAUUAAGACAGAAAAUCUGAAAGGAGUCGUGUCGGCAAAAAAUGACAUCCGGGUGGAGAUUGUGCACAAGGACCACAAUGCAGCCCGAGAAAAUGAAGAGCACACCUCCAUGAAACAACUGAUGGUGAGUGUUGAACGAGAAGAGUUCCAGCAGGAAUCUGUUCUGAAGCAGCUGGAGGUGUUGCAAGAGGAAGAGAAGGAGUAUCAGCACAUAAAGGACCCUACAAAUGGCUACUAUAGUGUAAAUACCUUCAAGGAGCAUCACACACCUACCAUGACAGGGAACCCUACCACUGAGGUGAGGAACCCCACCAACACAGGUACCCUGGGAAAGCAGCGGGUACCGACGGGCAUGUCCUUCACCAACAUCUAUUCCACUCUUGGAGCUGGUCCCAACCGACUGUAUGACUACAGCCAACGCUUCGUGCUGGGCAUGGGCAGCAGCUCCAUUGAGCUUUGCGAGCGGGAGUUCCAGCGUGGCUCGCUCAGCGACUCCAGCUCUUUUAUCGACACGCAGUGUGACAGCAGCGUCAGCAGCUACAGUAAGCCAGACGGCUACGUGCAGUUCGACAAAGACAGCAAGGCCUCCGCCUCCUCCUCAUCCCACUAUUCCCAAUCCUCCUCGCAGAACUCAGACCUCACCCGACCCCUCCAGAAGCGCAUGCAGACCCAUGUCUGACCUCUUGGGAGGGAAGGGCUUUUGGAACGGGGUGAAACAAACCAGCUAGGAUUGUAAAACUGAAAGAACCAGCUCCGAGGAGCGCCUAAAAAGAACAAUGUCAGUAGGUGUUUCCUGUGGAUGCCUGAAGACACUGGGGCUUUAAUGCACCAUGUGACUUGUUUAGACUUCCCAGUGUCCCAAAAAAAAAAAAAAAAAAAAA
Molecule: messenger RNA, 2848 nt
Organism: Neolamprologus brichardi
Lineage: Eukaryota; Metazoa; Chordata; Actinopteri; Cichliformes; Cichlidae
Gene: kirrel3b
Product: kirre like nephrin family adhesion molecule 3b
Biological process (GO): synapse assembly; cell-cell adhesion
Cellular component (GO): cell-cell junction; plasma membrane
Molecular function (GO): cell adhesion molecule binding
Source: RefSeq, a predicted model, not a curated record